Messenger RNA from Nymphaea colorata (pocket water lily), 1844 nucleotides. RefSeq lists its product as uncharacterized. The record is from RefSeq and is a predicted model, not a curated record. Gene Ontology annotation, biological process: proteasome assembly. The transcript is spliced from 17 exons. The coding region runs from base 106 to 1695 and encodes 529 amino acids. Lineage: Eukaryota; Viridiplantae; Streptophyta; Magnoliopsida; Nymphaeales; Nymphaeaceae. Gene Ontology annotation, cellular component: cytosol.
CCAGCGCCGGCUGCUAUAGUGACCGAUACUGUAAGGUGGGGACACGAAACAACUUCUCUCUCUCUCUCUCUCUCACUGCGAGAUUGAUUUUGGAAGAAGAGGAGGAUGGUGGAUGCUAUAAUGGAGGAUGUUCCCGAUUUACCUGUCCUUUUAAAAGCUUCCGCUGAGUUUGCUUCAUAUCCUGGUCAACAUAGUGACGCUUCCGUCAAGGAAUUCCUCGACCGGUUCCCUCUUCCUCUCAUCUUCAGUGCUUUAAGUCUGAAAUCUGAUGUGCCUGGGCUCGAGAGUUCAUUGGUAUCAUGUCUUGAAAUGAUAUUCGGAACAAAGUAUGGGAUUUCUCAUGUUCCAGAGUAUAUGCCUUUUGUAUGUGUUGGGCUUAGCGCACAAUCGCAGGCGGUCAGGUGUUUAGCAUGCAAAGCUGUUGCAAACUUUUUGGAGAAUGAUUGUACAGAUGGUAAAGCUGCAGAGCUCGCUAAUAGUCAUGGUGCAUAUCCGUUGCUUAUUGAUUGUCUUCUUCAUGGGGAUGAACGAGUAUCUGCAUCUUCUAUAAAAGCUAUUAUCAAUCUCUCAAAGACCGCUCCUGGGAUUGGAGUCAUCUUUCCAACAGAUGGUGAUGACCCUACACAUCUCAAAAAUGUUGUAGAACAUAGCUCAUCAUCGGCACGUAUUCGGGUGUUUUCACUCAUUGCAAAACUGUUUUCUACUUCAGCUGCUGCUUCAGCAAUUCACAGUUCUGGUCUUCUUGAUCUGUUGGUGGCAGAAGUCAAAAACUCAAAUGAUGUUCUUAUGACUCUAAGCACUCUUGAGGUUUUGUAUGAGGUAGCAUCAUCACCGCAUGGUACACAAUAUCUUUUAAAGACCACUCUUCUGCAGUUACUAACUUCAUUGAUCAGGAACUCAGCUGAGUCUGUUUUGCGAUCAAGAGCAAUUAUGAUAUGUGGAAGAUUGCUUUCUUCUGAUGAUAUGUUCACGAUAAUUGGUGAAUCUACACCUAUUGUGUCAGGUAUUGGAGAUGCUCUAUCUGCGAUUAAUGGAAUUUUGGAGAAUUUGGAAAGUGAAGACUCAGAUGAAUGCUCAAGUGCAAUCGAUAGCCUAGGCCAGAUUGGAGCUUCAUCUGAAGGAGCUGAACUGUUAUUUUCAAGUUCACUUCCCAUGGUUAAGCAUGUGAUAGAGGCAGCAUUCAGACGGAAAGACAGGAGUAAGCAGUUAGCAGCUUUACAUGCCCUUGGAAAUAUUGUCGGUGAAGGUAGACCAGCAGACCGUAAGUUGUUAAGCGAUCCUUCGGAAGAGCGUCUUCGUCAGUUGAUCUAUGAGACAGUUUCUUCUAGUUCCAAACUGACACCAUCGGGGCUGCUUCUUUCAGUUCUGCAACAGGAUCCUGAAAUUCGGUUGGCAGCUUAUAGAGUGAUCACUGGACUUGUUGUUCGGUCUUGGUGCCUUUUGGAGGUUUGCUUGAAGCAUGAAAUUAUAGACAUCAUUACUGAUGCUUACUCGGAGACGACAAAAUAUGGCAUGGAAGUUCGACAUGAGUGUUGUUUGGCCAUAGCAAAUGCUUUGGCAACUCAACGUGACCUAGACGAGCCUUCACUCUCGGGAGUAGCUUCUAAGGUGCAGGAAGCAGUGAGAAGAGGUCCUUACCAUGGCAAAAAACGAGCAGAAGCCCAGCCGGUGGUUGUGCCAGCUGAACGAUUCUGAGUUGUAACUUUUUAGUCUUGGUGCCUCCUUGUAGUUAAACCUUUUCUUUGGAAUGCUUCCUUGCAAACCUGUUCUGGAGCACAAGUUUUGCAUGUCAAAGUAUCUGAACUGAACAUUUUUGUACAAGGAAGAGUUCUGCUUCUGAAGAA